AUGACCGGUAUCUGGAUAAAGUGCUGCGCCUUUGCGCUGUUGGUUUGUGCACAAAAACUCCUUGCCUUACCCAGGGUGGACGAAGACACGGGCUUUAGCGACAGUGCAUCCACUCUGGCCUUUGUGUUCGAUGUUACCGGCUCCAUGUACGACGACCUCAAACAGGUGAUAGAUGGCGCUUCUCGGAUCUUGGAAAGAACCCUGAGCCGGAGAACGAGAGCCAUAAAAAACUUUGUUCUCGUCCCGUUCCAUGACCCAGAUAUUGGCCCGGUGUCCAUCACCACUGACCCGAAGAAGUUCCAGCAUGAUCUCCAGGAGCUGUUUGUGCAGGGGGGUGGGGACUGUCCCGAGAUGAGCAUAGGGGCCAUCAAGAAGGCUCUGGAGGUGUCCCUGCCGGGGUCCUUCAUCUACGUCUUCACGGAUGCCAGGGCGAAGGAUUAUCGCCUCAAACAGGAUGUACUUCAGCUGGUGCAGCUUCGCCAGUCACAGGUGGUGUUUGUUCUGACAGGCGACUGUGGUGACCGUUCCCAGCCUGGAUAUAAAGUCUACGAGGAAAUUGCUGCCACCAGCUCUGGGCAGAUAUUUCACCUGGACAAACAACAGGUCAACGAGGUCCUGAAGUGGGUGGAGGAGACGGUCCAGGCCAUGAAGGUCCACCUGCUGUCCUCCAACCAUGACAGCGCACAGGAGAACCAGUGGGAGGUGCCCUUUGAUCCCAGUCUGAAGGAAGUGACAGUGUCCCUCAGCGGCCCCGCCCCGCAGAUUGAGCUGAAAGAUCCUUUCGGUCGCAGUGUUGGAGAAGCGCAGGGACUAAAGGAACUUCUGAAUAUCCCAAACUCUGCCCGUGUGGUUAAUCUGAAGUAUCCCCGACCUGGAGCCUGGACUCUGAAGGUGGGCUGCAGCGGACGCCACACACUCAGGGUCACGGGGGUCAGCAGUCUGGACUUCCGGGCCGGAUUUUCCAGCCUGCCGGUGACCGAGUUCAACCACACCAGGGAGCGGCCCAUUCAAGGUGUCCCGGCCCAUGUCCUGCUGAAAUGCACAGGGCUGCACCCCCCCGGGCAGCUGAAUCAGGUGGAUCUGGUUUCGGCCUCCGGGCGCUCCCUACGCACCCUCCCCGUCCCCCUGCCCCGGGACCAGGGCAGCCGCGGCCUCUGGACCGUCCCUGAAUUCCGCACCCCGUCCCAAAGCUUCUUCCUGAAAGUGUCAGGGAAGGAUGCCGAUGGAUACCGAUUCCAGCGACUGUCCAGCGUCUCCUACACCAACGUCAUCCCAGAUGCCCCAGUAGUGAGCAUGGCCAGUACAACAAAGGGCUUCUACAUGCAGUCCGUUGUGAUUGGCUGUUCCGUGGAGAGUGAUGUGCCUUACAGGCUGAGAUUCACCAGGGGCGGAGUCACACUUGGGGAGGAGCAGCUCUUCCAGUCCUCUUCCAGAGCAUCAUGGGAAAUCCCACACGCCUCGGCCGAGGAUGAGGGCCAGUACGAGUGUGUGGCUCAGAGCAGCGCAGGACUGGGGAGAGCUCAAACACAGCUGACUGUCAGAGAGCCCCCCCCAGCUCUCAGGCCUCCGCAGAACGUGACCUCGCCCCCGGGGGGCGUGGCCGUGCUCACCUGCCAGGUGGAGGGCUCCAUGCGGCACAACCUGACGUGGCGUCGGGAGGGGCGGGGCCUGGCGGCCCGGGCGGGGCGAGUGAGGGUGCUGCGUAACUCAUCCCUGGAGAUCGACGGCGUCCGGCCCCAGGAUGCGGGGGAGUACCAGUGCGUGGCGUCCAACUCGGAGGGGGAGACGCGGGCCACCGUCUGGCUGCAGGUCCCAGAGGCUCCAUCUGUGGUGGUUACCCCUCGAACCCAGACCUUCUCCCGGGGGGCAGAGGUCCACAUCACCUGCUCUGCAACCGGGUCCCCACCUCCGCAGGUCUUCUGGAGCCACGAAAACCUCUUUCUGACGAGCAGACGCAGAGUGACUGUUUCUAAACACGGAGCGCUGACCAUCAGAGAGGCCGUCCCAGAGGAUGCUGGGAACUACACAUGCCUGGCGUCCAACGGGGCCGGAACUGCCGCCCAGUCGGUGUCUCUGCGCUACGCAGAGCCUCCCAGCAUUUCAGCCACAAGGCAGACUGUGUUGGCUGUUGCCGGGGGUGACGCCAUGUUAGAGUGCAAAGCUACUGGGGAUCCACUUCCUCUGGUCAAAUGGCUGAAAGGUGAUCUGCAGGUGGCGACGCUGCCCUUUGCCGAGCAGGACCCCCAUCGCGGGACGCUGCACAUUCGGGGGGUGCAGGAGAGGGAUGGGGGGGAGUUCAGCUGUGUGGCCAGCAGCUCGGCCGGCUCGUCGUCUGCCACGGUCACCCUGGAGGUCGGAGUGCCCCCCCAGUUCUCCGUUACCCCGAGUGACGUCACCGCCAACGUUGGGGAGAAUGUCACAUUGCCCUGUGCCGCACGCGGUGUCCCUCCCCCCACCAUCACCUGGCACCGGAAGGACGGGCAGCCGGUCUACGCCGUGCCCAACGGUCACACUGGCACCCUGCAGCUCGGGUCAGGAGCUCUUCUGAUCCAGAGUGCGUGGCUGGACGACGAAGGAGUAUACGUCUGCGAAGCCCAAAACCGGUUGGGGUCCAUCAGAACCGAGGCACGAGUUGCGGUCUCCGGCCUGGAGCCUCCUCUUUUGGCUCAAGGUGCCCCAGUGCUCACCACUGUGAUUGGUCAGUCCCUUACCAUUCCUUGCAUGCUACUGGAUGGAAUCCCUCUUCCAGACAGACAUUGGACACAUAAUGGAAAACCAGUCCAGAUGAACUCCCGGACCUUCCUGCGGAGUGACGGCAGCCUGUAUGUCGACAGGGUUGUGUCAGAGGAUGCUGGGAAAUAUGUCUGCACUGCCAUUAACGUGGCGGGGUCCAUGAACAUAUCAGUGACCCUGGAGGUCCAUGUUCCCCCUGAGAUAAACCCUGGUCAAUUCCAUUACAUCACCAACGAGGGCGUGGCCAUCGCUCUGUCAUGUGACUCCACUGGAGUGCCCAAGCCAACCAUCACCUGGUCCAAGGGAAGGGAGCCCCUGUCCCGGGACAGAGCGUCCCCCCAGCAGGGCCCGGAGGGUCAGCUGUACUUCCCCAGCCCCUCUGCAGAGGAUGCGGGCGUCUAUAUCUGCACGGCCACCAGUCCCGUGGGCUACGCCAGCCGGGAGAUACAGCUCAGCGUCAACACGAAGCCAAGAAUUGUGGGAAGGAGUGGUGAAGAACAGCCAAUUAAAAUGGUUGCUGAGGUGGGGUCAGAGGUCAUUCUACCCUGCGAGGUGGAGGGAAGUCCCUCCCCGCUUGUCACAUGGAGCAGGGAUGGCCACUCCAUCCCUCCAAUCUCUGCCUGGUUCAGCGUGUUGCCCUCUGGGUCUCUGAGGAUCAGUGAUGUGCGACUGAUAGACAGCAAACACUACACCUGCUCUGCUUCAAACCCGGCCGGGAACGUGUCCGUCACCUACAGUUUACAAGCACAAGCCCAGCCCAGAAUUCAGGCCACGCCCCCGCUGCUGAAGGCAGUGAUUGGUCAGACUGUGACCGUACCCUGUACGGUACAGGGAGAGCCUGCCCCUCAGAUCAGCUGGUACCACAACGGGACGCAUCUGAAGGGGGGCGGGGAGCUCCGAAUUGUGGGGGUCAGCCAUUCUGACGGGGGGGCUUACAAAUGUGUGGCGGAGAACAGCGCCGGGCAGGACAGCAUGGAAACAGUCCUGGAAGUGUUGGAGGCCCCCUUCUUUGCUGAUCCUGGCGAUGACAUCAUGGAGAGAGUAGCCAAUGACAAGGUGGCGAUUCCCUGCCCGGCUGAAGGCUCGCCCCCUCCAAAGGUGCGCUGGUUUAGGAACGGCCUGGAAAUUCAUCCUGACCAAUCAGGACUCGGGGUCUCCUUCUCCAAGGAUGGGUCCCUUGUGAUUGGCUCCUCGUCUGCCAGUCACAGUGGGGACUUCAAAUGCGUGGCGACCAAUGAGGCGGGUUCUGUGGAGAGGAAGACCAAGCUGAAAGUAAACGUUCCCCCGGAGAUCCAGGAUGAUGGACAGGCCCUCAAUCUGACCGUCACCCUCGGGCAGCCCCUCAGCCUGGGCUGUGAUGCCUUUGGGAUUCCCUCUCCCGCCAUCACCUGGAGCAAAGAUGGUCGACCUGUGGUUGACUCCCCGGGGGCCUACCUGCAGAACGGGAAGAGACUCCUGAGAAUCUACCGGGUGCAGACGGAGCAUUCCGGUCAGUUCUCCUGCAGGGCGUCGAAUAAGGCGGGUGAGGCGAGGAGGGACUACAACAUUGUGGUGCAAGCCCCCCCUGUGAUCUCGGGCUCAUCGGGGGUGCAGGAGCUGGCCGUGGUGGCCGGUCAGGAGGUGGAGCUGCAGUGCCGGGUCAGUGGCCGCCCAGCACCCCGAGUGGAAUGGAGCCGCGAUGGAGAGGUGUUGUCCCGUGACGGGGACCCCCAUGUGGAGUUCUCCGAGAAGGGUCAGGUGAUCAAGGUGAAGUCAGUCCGGCUGAGGGACCAGGGCCUGUACCGCUGCGUGGCCAGCAACAGCGCCGGGACCCAGACACGACAGUUCAGAGUCACUGUGCAGGCACCCCCUACCAUCCGGGGCAGCGAGAGCUCGGAGGUGUCGGUGGUUCUGGGCUUCCCCGCUGUGCUGCCCUGUGACGCUGAGGGCGUGCCAGCACCCAGCCUCACCUGGCUGAAGGACGGCCAGCCAAUCGUGUCCAGCGCUCGUCUUACCUACACCCGGGCGGGGCAGGCCCUGCACCUGGGGGCGGCGCGGGGGGACGACUCGGGGGUCUACACCUGCCGGGCCACCAACCCCGCCGGCACCGCCCACAGACACUACACGCUGAGGGUGCUGGUGCCCCCCCAGAUUGAAGCAGACGAUUCUACAGCCGUGGGUUUCGGCAGCAGGGAGGCAAAAGUUCGGAUCAACGGGACAUUGGCACUGUCCUGUCUGUCCAAGGGCUUUCCUGAGCCCACAACGCAGUGGUUCAGAGAUGGACAGCAGCUGGUCGGUGACACUCACGUCGGGAUCCGGCCCAGCGGCCACGUCCUGCGCAUCGAAAACGCCCUCCUCUCCCACGAGGGACAGUACACCUGCGUGGUGUCCAACGCAGCCGGGGAGGACAAGAGGGACUUCCACGUCACCGUGCAGGUGCCCCCUAUCUUCCACCGAGUGAAUAACGGGCCAGCGGCCUGGGGGCUGGGGGAGGAGGAGGAGGAGGGAGGAAAUGGGGGGGAGGAGAUGACAGAGAGGCGUGAGGUGGUCCUGGGUCACCCCGUCACCCUGUCGUGCGAGAGCAACGCCAUCCCCCCGCCCCGUCUCAGCUGGUACCGCCAGGGCCGCAAGCUCUCCACUGCCGACGGAGUGGUGCUGCUUCCUGGAGGGCAGGUUCUGCAGAUCCCGCGGGUCCGAAAGGAGGAUGCUGGGAAGUAUACAUGCCAGGCAGUGAACGAGGUGGGCGAGGACCGCAUGCACUUUGAACUGGAGGUUCUGGUGCCCCCAGGCAUCAUGGGUCAGGUGGAUGAGUUCAUGGAGGAGGUCACUGCAGUGGUGAACACUUCGGUCCAGCUCAGGUGUGAGGUGUCUGGGAACCCCGCACCAGCAAUCUCCUGGCUCAAGGACGGCCUACCCCUCUACAGUAGCUCACACUACCAGAUCCUGGAGGAUGGGAAACUGCUGGAGAUCACCAGCGUGCAGGUUGCAGACAUGGCAGGAUACCUGUGCGUGGCAGAGAACAAGGUGGGAGCAGCGGAGAAACUCUUCAGUGUGACUGUACAAGUUCCCCCGAGAAUCGUUGGACAGAGGGAGGAAGAGAUGAGCGUGAUAGAGGGCCACAUGGUGUCCCUGCUGUGUGACGUCCAGGCCUACCCUCCCCCUGACAUCAUCUGGACCAAGGAUGGGCAGACCCUGCAGUUCAGCACCGGCAUCCACAUCCUACCGGGGGGUCAGAUGCUGCAGUUUCCCCGGGCGAGAGUGCAGGACGCUGGGCAGUACGUCUGCACAGCCACCAACCCUGCAGGGCUGGACCAGAGGAGCAUCCAGCUCAGCGUCUAUGUCCCACCCAUCCUGAAGCCCCGGGCCGACUCUGAGCCAGAGUUCGUGACCCCUCAGGUUGGGUCAUUUGUGUCUCUGCGAUGUGAGGCCGAGGGCGUGCCGGAGCCCGAGGUUACAUGGUACCGCAACGGCCUGCAGCUGGCUCCGGGAAACGGGCUGAAGAUAGGGCGCCACCUGCUGGAGAUCCAGGGAGUGCAGGUGGCUGACAGUGGCAUCUACACAUGCAAGGUGUCAAACAUCGCUGGGCAGGUGGACAGGACUUUCCGAAUGACUGUCCAUGUUCCCCCCGUCCUGAAUGAGCCACUCCAAGAGGCUCUCGUCCAAACCCUGGGCUCCCACAUCACCCUGAUCUGUGAGGCUACCGGGGUUCCCACACCCACCAUCACCUGGAUGAAAGAUGGCGCCCCUAUUGAGACCAGCGUUCAGUGGCAGUGGUCGGUGCGAGGCAGCAGGUUGGAGCUCGGACCCUUGCAGCUCUCUCACGCCGGUACCUACACCUGUGUGGCCAAGAACAGCGAGGGGGCGAAGCGCAAGGACUACAGCCUGACGGUGCAGGUUUCUCCCACUAUCCUGGACUCAGGACACCCCCCUGACAUCAGCGCUCCUGUCGGCGAGGACCUGACCCUGGAAUGCCGAGUGACAGGGACCCCAAAACCCCAGCUGUCCUGGCUGAAAAACGGGGCACCCCUGGAUGCUAGUGACACGCAGCAUUUACACUUGUCUCCUGAUGGAGGCGCUCUGACGCUGAUGGGGCUGAGGCCGGCGGACUCAGGGACGUACACCUGCCUGGCGGUCAGUCCUGCAGGCCGGGAGAGCAAGAUCUACACCCUGUCUGUGCUGGUGCCACCCUCCAUUGUGGGUGACGUGGGCACCCCCAGGGAGGUGCAGGCGACCCAGGACAGCGUGCUGACCCUGGAGUGCCAGGCGGCGGGUAACCCCCUGCCACAGAUCAGCUGGCUGAGGAACGGACGUCCCCUACCCCUCUCCCCUCGCACCCGCCUCCUCUCUGGGGACACUGUCGUCAGGAUCUCUCCGGUCCAACUGUCGGACUCCGGGGUGUACACCUGCGUGGCCCGCAGUCGGGCGGGACUGGCAGAACUCAGCUACGACGUGCAGGUCCAAGUUCCCCCAGGUGUGGAUCACGUGGAGCCCACCGAGCAGGUGACGGUGGUGCAGGGCUCGCUGGUGACGCUCACCUGCGAGGCGAGGGGGGUGCCGCCCCCCUCCCUGUCUUGGCUGAAGGACGGCCAGCCCCUCUCCCUCCAGCGGAACCUGCUGCUGGACGGGCAGGAGACUCGGCUCCGCCUCCCCGAUGUGGGCCCCUCCGACGCCGGCCUCUACAGCUGCGUCGCCAGCAACCAGGCCGGCAGCAGCACCAAGGCCUUCAACCUCACCGUGCUGGAGCCUCCGAGGAUCUCUGACUCCGGCUCCCCAGAGGAAGUGUCCGUCGCCGUGAACGGUCCCCUGGAGCUGGAGUGCGCGGCAGAAGGGGUUCCCCCUCCCACCCUGAGCUGGCUGAAGGAUGGGCGCCCCCUGGAGGGGGCGGGGAUGGUGCUGAGAGACGGGGGGCUGCUCAGGAUCAGCAGUGUGCAGGUGGAGGAUGCAGGUCUGUAUACCUGCCUGGCCAGCAGCCCAGCCGGAGAGGACGGCAGGAACCACUGGGUCCGAGUUCAAGUUCCCCCAACUCUGCUGGGCUCCGGGGACAUCAGGACUGUUUCUGUCCCAGCAAAAGGACACCUGACACUGGAGUGCCAAACGGACAGUGACCCCCCUCCGGACAUAGAGUGGUUCAAGGACGAUGCCAAACUGCAGCUGGGGGGGCGUAUCCAGAGCCUUGCUGCGGGUCAGUUCCUGGAGAUACAGGAAGUGAUGCCUGAAGACAGUGGCCUGUACAGCUGUGUGGUCACCAACAUGGCCGGCAGCAACAGCCUGUCCUUCACCGUGCACGUCCUCCUACCACCCCUAAUCAAGGCUGGCCCCUCGGUGGUCACAGCACACGUCAAUCAAGCUGCAGUCAUGCCAUGUGAGGCAGAGGGAACGCCCACUCCUUCAGUCACAUGGAGAAAAGAUGGCAUCCUAUUGGUUACUGACAAUGGCAGGUUCACCAUGCUGGCGGAGGGCUCCCUGCGCAUUGGGUCUGUGCAGGUGUCUGAUUCCGGACGAUACUACUGCGCUGCUUCCAACCCGGCCGGGUCGGACCAUCGAGGGAUGGACCUGCGUGUAUUCGUGGGCCCAACCAUCAGCCCUGGUCCCUUCAACGUAACCGUGACAACGGGAGUGAGAGCCUCCCUCAGCUGUGAGACCACAGGUAUCCCUGCACCCAAGGUGUCCUGGAAGAGGAACGGGACCCCCCUGGACCUUGCAAAGGAUCCUGGGGCUUACAGGUUGCUGUCCUCUGGCUCGCUGGUGAUCACCUCCCCGUCCAAUCAAGAUGAAGGAUACUUCGAGUGCACGGCAACCAAUGAGGCGGGAGAGGAGCGCAGGGUCAUUGAGGUCAUUCUGCAAGUCCCCCCUUCUAUCGAAGAUGACAUCACCACAGUCACCGCCAUCAAGAUGUCCCCCGUGGUUCUGCCCUGUCACGUGCUUGGACGUCCCGAGCCCAAAAUCACCUGGACCAAAAGUGGGGCGCAGCUGGGAACUCGAGGGGGCAGCUAUCGAGUCCUGCCCACAGGAGUUCUGGAGAUCACAGCGGCUGAACCCAGCCAUGCAGGGCGCUACACAUGUUCCGCCCGCAAUCCCGCCGGAGUCGCCUACAAACACAUCACUCUGACCGUGCAAGAGCCCCCAGAGGUGAGGCCAAUGAAGGAGGAAGUCAAAGUGGUGUUGCAUCAUGGGAUUGUUCUGCCCUGUGAUGUCAAAGGGUUCCCCAGACCCACCAUCACCUGGCAACGGGAGGGCGUGCCCAUUGCAACAGGUCACAGGCUAGCCAUUCUGCCUAAUGGCGCGUUGCAGUUCUCUCGUGUGACACUAGGGGAUGCUGGUUCUUACCAGUGCCUGGCCCAGAAUGAGGCUGGCACAGCUGUGGGGAGGACACGUCUUGUUCUGCAAGUUCCCCCUGUACUCUCGGCCCCGCGUUUGGAGUACACAGCAGUGGUGGGGCAGCCGGUCAGCCUGCAGUGCGGGGCGGACGGCCAGCCCCAGCCGGAUGUGUCCUGGAUGAAGGACCGGCGCCCAGUGGCAGAGGGGGCCCACCUGCGCAUGUUCGCCAAUGGGACCCUGUGGAUCGCAGCCACCCAGCGCAGCGACGCCGGCCUCUACACCUGUUCCGCCCGGAACUUCGCCGGCAGGGCCAGCCUGGACAUCCGGCUCGUCAUUCAAAUCCCGCCCAUGAUUCCGGUUGGUCAGUCAGAGCUGUCAGUCAUCCAGGGAUUCCAGGCGUUGCUGCCCUGUGCUGCUCAGGGUUUGCCGGAGCCCAGGGUAUCGUGGGAAAAGGACGGCGCAGCGGUGGCGGCCCUGCCCGGCAAAUUCACCGUGCUGCGCUCGGGGGAGCUGAUCAUCGAAAGGGCAGAGCCCGGUGACGCGGGUGUGUUCACCUGCGUGGCAGUGAACCCGGCGGGGACAGCGCGUCAGGAGGUCCGCCUGUCCGUCAACAUGCGACCCGCCUUCAAGGAGCUGCCGGGCGACGUCACCCUCAACAAGGGCCAGCAGCUCACUCUGUCCUGCCACGCCCAGGGCACGCCCCCUCCCACCAUCACCUGGACGGUGAACAACACCCCCUUCCCAGGUGCCAGUGUGGAUGCGGCGGGCAGGAGCUCGCUGGUCAUCGAGAACGUUACCGCGAGUGACGCGGGCACCUACGUGUGCAAGGCAGACAACAGCGUGGGCACCAUCCGGGCGCUCUCAUUCGUCCGCGUCAGAGAGCCCCCUGUCCUGAGUGGGGAGGCCCACUUGUCCCAAACAGCGCCUCAGGGUGGGACGGCCGUUCUGGACUGUGCAGCCAGCGGUGACCCCGCCCCCUCUCUGCGAUGGCUGCGUGACGGACAGCCCCUGGUCAGCACCCUGCGGCAGCACCCCAUGCACAACGGCUCCCUGGCCAUCUACAGCGUCACGGCCACGGAUGACGGGGAGUACCGCUGUGUUGCGGAGAGCGAAGCUGGGAUGGCGGAGAGAAUAGUGUCCCUCAAAGUGCAGAUUCCAGGAGGUUAUUCCAGCUGGCAAGAAUGGGGUCCCUGCAGUGUCACAUGUGGGCGGGGUGUCCAGGAGCGAAUCAGGCUGUGCAACAAUCCAGUCCCAGCCAAUGGGGGGCGACCGUGUGAGGGGCCAAGCGCGGAAUCCAGGAGCUGUCACUCUCAACUUUGUCCAGGGGAGGUACCCCGGCGUGCGCGGGGCAGCCUGAUCGGGAUGGUGAACGAGGAGGAGUUUGGGGUGGCAUUCCUGGAGGCCAACAUCACCGACAACCCGGAGCAGGGCACCAGCACCCUGGAGGCCCAUGUGGAAAACAUCCCAGCCAGCGUAGGGCCACUGUUGCGGGUUCUGGUGUCUGUCUUCACACCGAUCUACUGGACAACUGUGCUUCAGACUGACAGCACCAGGAACGGCUACUCACUGACCCAGGGUCAGUUCCGACAGGAGUCCCAGCUGGAGUUUGAGACAGGUGAGAUUCUCCGGUUGACCCACGUGGCUCGAGGGCUGGACGCUGAAGGGGUUCUCCUGGUGGACAUCGUCAUCAAUGGCUUCGUCCCCCAAAUCCUGUCAGGGUCACACAUCAGCUUGCAGGAGUUUGACGAGUCCUACGUGCAGACGGGACCGGGGCAGCUGUACGCCUGGUCCUCCCAGACCCACCAGCAGGGUGGCGCUCCUCUGUCGUUGCGCUGCAAUCACUCCCUGGUGUACGAGGGGAGCCAGGGCCGGCAGGGGCCCCUGCUGCAGCUGCUCCGGGUCUCCAGCAUUAACGGGCUCUACAGCCGCCUCACCCUCAGCCUGGACUUCCAGCUCACCGUCUCCCUGCUCAUCCCAGAUGGCGAAGGAGAGAGUUGUCCUCAAGGGUUCGUCCUGGACGCAGCCUCGUACUGUGCGGAUGAGGAUGAGUGUGUGGUCCAGUCCCCCUGCUCUCACUCCUGCAAUAACGUGAUGGGGGGUUUCUCCUGCGCCUGCCCCUCCGGCUUCAGCAUCUCCCCGUACUCCAACACAUGCCAAGAUAUUGAUGAGUGUGCCCAGGGCUCGCACAUGUGCCACUACAACCAGCAGUGCGUGAACACCGUAGGGACGUACCGCUGCCAGGCGCAGUGCGGCCCAGGGUUCAAGCCCAGCGCCGUGGGAACCAGCUGUGAAGAUGUGGAUGAGUGCCAGGAGUCCUCCGUCUCUCCCUGCCAUCAUCAGUGCCACAACACCCUGGGCUCCUUUCGCUGCUCUUGCCGCCCAGGGUACCAGCUCUCUGGCGUCCGCUGCCUGGAUAUUAACGAGUGCACCAGGAACGUGUGCCCGGCUCACCAGGAGUGCCGUAACACAGACGGAGGGUAUCAGUGCUUCGACAGCUGCCCAGCUGGCAUGACCAAGGCAGAGGGAGGGGUUUGCGUAGACGUGGACGAGUGCAAGGACGGAAGCCACAUGUGUCGCUACAACCAGAUCUGCCAGAACACGGUCGGGGGGUACGGCUGCGUGUGCCCCCGAGGGUACAGGUCGCAGGGCGUGGGUCGGCCGUGCCUAGACAUCGAUGAGUGCCAGCAGGUGCCCAGCCCCUGUGCCCACCAGUGCCGGAACGUUCCGGGUAGCUUCCGCUGCCUGUGCCCGCCGGGCACCACGCUGCUGGGUGACGGGCGCUCCUGCGCCGGUCUGGAGAGGGGGCUGGCCAACGGCACCCGCGUCCUGGCGAGGCUGCGGCCCCAACUGGUGUCCACCCGGGGGAGGCCCGUCCUCGGCCGGCUCUCUGUCCAGCCCGAGCAGCACAGCCUGUCCCACAGCACCCGGUACGGCUGCCCGCUCGGGUUCACCCGCAAGGACAGCGUCUGCGUGGACAUAGAUGAAUGCUUGCAGAGGAACCCAUGCCAGCACGAGUGCCGGAACACUCUGGGCAGCUUCCAGUGCCUGUGUCCCCCAGGGUACCAGCUCUUACCCAAUGGGAGGAGCUGCAAGGAUAUUGAUGAGUGCACAGUACAGGGAAUACAGUGUGGGCCUAACCAGAUGUGCUUCAACACUCGAGGGGGGUACCAGUGCCUCGACACACCCUGUCCCGCCUCCUACCAGAGAGGGGGCAGUCCAGGAACGUGCUACAGGCCCUGCUCUCUGGACUGCGCUCCCGGGGGCUCUCCCCUUCUGCUGCAGUACAAGCUGCUGACCCUCCCCCUUGGCAUCCCAGCCAAUCACAACGUGGUGCGCCUGUCGGCCUUCUCUGAGACCGGGGUGCUGCAGGAACGCACCUCCUUCACCAUCCUGGAGCAGGGUGGAGACACCGGCGGGCAGCCCUUCGGGAUCCGGGACGAGGCGGGGCGGGGCAUCAUCUUCACGGUGCGGUCGCUGGACAGGCCGGGCCUGGUGCGGCUGCGGGUGCAGGCCACCACCCUCUCCGCCCAGGGCCACGUCACCUACCAGAGCAUCUUCAUCAUCUACAUCUCCAUCUCCAGCUACCCCUACUGAGCCACCGGGCUGGGAGCUGAAACCCCGGCCACCUGGCUCCACCCCCAUCAUGACAUCACAAAAACCCCACAGACCGUGCACAAUGAACGAUAUGCCAGCCAUCACCUUACAUUCAAGAUCUGGUCUGUUCCUGCACUUCUUGCUGUGUGCCAGACCUGAGGAUCAGGAUUGUAG
Messenger RNA from Megalops cyprinoides (Indo-Pacific tarpon), 12798 nucleotides. RefSeq names its product hemicentin 2 (gene hmcn2). The transcript has 81 exons. Bases 1 to 12624 code for a protein of 4207 amino acids. The record is from RefSeq and is a predicted model, not a curated record. Gene Ontology annotation, molecular function: cell-cell adhesion mediator activity; calcium ion binding. NCBI's taxonomy places the organism in Eukaryota, Metazoa, Chordata, Actinopteri, Elopiformes, Megalopidae. Gene Ontology annotation, cellular component: axon; plasma membrane. Gene Ontology annotation, biological process: dendrite self-avoidance; axon guidance; homophilic cell-cell adhesion.